Triticum dicoccoides is the source of this 1541-nucleotide messenger RNA. RefSeq lists its product as uncharacterized. The coding region runs from base 73 to 1368 and encodes 431 amino acids. The record is from RefSeq and is a predicted model, not a curated record. The transcript has a single exon. Lineage: Eukaryota; Viridiplantae; Streptophyta; Magnoliopsida; Poales; Poaceae.
CUCCACUCCACCCACUCCCAGUGGAAGGAAUAUUGUUCUCGGAGAAAGGAGGGAAGGUUGCGUGAGCUAGCCAUGGCCUUCGCUGACACAACAGCACGGAGGCUCCUGCGCGGCGCAGGCGGCGGUGUGGCCCAGGGAAUCGCCGCCGACGCCGUUGGCAUGAGCUUCGGCCUCGACGGCUUGUGGCAGCUCAUCGUCGGCCUGUUCGCGAGUGUGGCUCACCUGCUCGUCCUGCCAUUCGAGGUGCUCGGGCACUGGCUGCAGGCGGCCAUCGCCGCCGUGGCCCACCUGGUCGCCCAGCCGUUCGAGGCGCUCUGGCACUUGCUGCAGUCCGCCGCCGCCGGCGUGAGCUUCUGCUUCAGCAGCCUCGUUGCCGCGCUCGGGAGCGCAGCCCACGCUCUGGCGGUGCCGUUCGAGGCGCUCUGGCACCUGCUGCAGUCCGCCGCCGCCGGCGUCAGCUUAUUCUUCAGCAACCUCGUCGCUGCGUUCGGUAGCGCAGCCCAUGCUCUGGCAGUGCCGUUCGAAACGCUCUGGCAGUGGCUCCAGGCCGCCCCCGCAAGCAUCAGUUUCGCCUUCCACGGCCUGGGACGAGUCAUCCACGGCUGCUUCGCCAACCUCGUCGCCGCGGUCUGGAGCGCGGCCCACGCUCUGGUGGAGCCGUUUGAAGCGCUCUGGCAGUGGCUCCAGGCCGCGGCCGCCGGUGUCAGUUCCGGCUUCGACGGCUUCUGGGAGCACAUGCAGGGCAUCUUCACCGGCCUCCCCGCCGCGCUCGCCAGCGCUGCCCACAGCCUCGUCCUCCCAUUAGAGUCUUUCUGGCGGUGGGUGCAGAACGCCGUCGGCGGCAUGGGCCUCGAUCUGGCCGGCUUCUGGCCGCUCGUCCAGCGCUUCGUCGACACGGCCGCGAGCAAGGCCCACGAGCUCGUCCCGGCCUUGGAGGCGUUCUGGCGGUGGCUCAAGGACGCUGCCGUCGUCGCGCUCCCUUACGUGGUGGCCAUCGCCGCGGUCGUUUGCGUCGCGGCGCUGGUCUGGUACUGCUAUCAGGUCGUCGCGGCCCUGGUCUGUCACUGCUGGCAGUUCCUGUGCACCGCCGCCGUGCAGGUCGCGCCGGCGCUCGGCCUGGUCCUCUGCUUCUUCCGGGACUGCUUGAUUGGCGUCGCCACGUGGGUCGUGCUGUCCUGCACCAGGGUUACCAUGGUCGGCCCGGGCGCCGCCGGCGCGCUGAUAUCACGGCCUGCGUUCGCGGCGAACCCGCGGCUCUACUUCAAGAUCCUCCGUCUGGCUGGCCCCGUCGUGGCCGUUGCCGUCUUCAGUUCGAGCCCCGUCGCCUGGGUAGUCGGAGCGGCGGUCGGCGUCCUUUUCAGCCUCUGAUUAUAUUUAUAAACCUAUGUAUGUAGUAUUUCACGUAAUUUGUCUUGCGUGACUGUUGCCUGUAAGAUUUCCAAACCCUGUUUCCUCGUAAGUAUCAUCUGCCAACUGACGCUAUCGUCGUUAUGAUAAUAAUCUCUUGUUAAAGUUCACAAGAAUUUCUGGUCGCAAACGAA